AGCGCACUGAGCGGCAGCAGCAGCAGCAGGAGCAGCAACAACAGGAGCUUCUUCAGCACAAAGUUUCAUCCAAACAAAGUUCUAAUGGCGAAAUAUAAGCCCUGGCUGAUGUGCUGCUUUAUCUUUUUGGGUUUAGUUUGCGCGGUUGCUCUUGUGUGUCUGUGCGUCGCCUCACUGGUGGACCGUGGAUGUUCCAGCGACACCUUCAAGCGUGCGGCUGUGGCUGCAGACUCGCAACUUUGCUCCGAUAUUGGCAGGAAUAUGCUCAAGCAAGGGGGCUCAGCAGUAGAUGGCGCCAUUGCAGCUCUUCUGUGCACCUCUGUGGUCAAUCCUCAGAGCAUGGGAAUUGGAGGAGGGUCCAUAAUCACUAUCAGAAAUAUAACAGGCAACGUGAAAGUCUACAACUUCAGAGAGACCGUCCCUCAGUCGUUCAAAAAGAACCUGUUAAAAGACUGUCCCACUGCAGUCCCACCACUCACAACAGGCAGCCAGUGGAUCGGCAUUCCCGGAGAGCUGCGGGGCUACGAAGUGAUUCACAAACGGUAUGGCAAACUGCCCUGGGCCAAGCUGUUUGAGCCAACAAUUACACUGGCCAGGGAGGGCUUUCCUCUGCCGCCAUAUCUGGAAACACUCCUGAAAUAUGGAAUUGUAAAGAGACGUGUGGAAAAUUCAUCCCUCUGUAAAGUUUUCUGCAACAAGAAUAAGACAGUUCUGGGAAAAAGUGAUGUCCUGAAGAUGCCUAAGCUUGCAGAAACAAUGGAAACCAUUGCAGAGCGAGGGGCAGAUGCCUUCUAUACUGGCCAGAUAGGACAUGACUUGAUCGAAGACAUAAAAGCUGCAGGCGGGACGAUAACAAUGGAGGAUCUGAGGUCCUUCAAGGUGCGGGUGGAAGAUGCGUGGACGGUUCCUCUGGGAAAUAUUACGAUGCACAUCCCUCCACCACCUGCUGGGGGAGCUCUACUUGCCUUCAUUCUCAAGCUGAUGAAAGGGCUCCCCUUGACUCCAAAGUCCCUGAAUGUUGACCAGAAGAUUCAGAUGUACCAUCAUUACAUAGAAGCAGCUAAAUUUGCUAAUGGGCAGCGGUCGAGCAUUCGUGAUCCUCUCUUUUAUACCAAGAAGAUUGCAGAUCAUUUGAUCGAUCCCUCCUUCAUUAAUCGCACCAGGGAGAUGAUUUCAAAUAGAACUCAUGACAACACCUACUACAACGUCAAGCCGUCCUCUGAUAACAUUGGGACAACACAUGUGUCUGUCCUGGAUGAAGACGGUCUGGCUGUGUCUGCCACCAGCACCAUAAACCAAUUAUUUGGAGGAGCCAUUUACUCUUCACGAACAGGCAUCAUCCUCAACAACGAGCUGACUGACUUUUGUGGGAGAGCAGACACAGUGAGGGCAGGUAAAGUCACAGACAUGAACCCAGCCUUUCUACAGCAGCCAAUUGAAUUAAAGACAUUACUUAAUUCAGUCAUUAAGGCUCUUUUAGCUCUGAUAUUGAGUGUAAUUGUUGUUGCAGGUGAACAGCCUCCCUCCUCAAUGACUCCAGUCAUACUGGAGACAAAGUCUGGAGGAAUUCUUGUGAUUGGUGGAUCGGGAGGAAGUAUGAUUACCUCAGCAGUGGCCUUGUCUAUCAUAAAUCACCUGUGGCUGGGCAUGAAUCUGAAAGAUGCCAUUGCUGCUCCUAUAGUGUUUGUUGAUUCCAAGAACAAUGUAAAUUUUGAAUCCCAUUUUGACAAGAAAGUGAAAGAUGGCCUCGAAGCUCUUGGACACAAAAUUGGAGGCUGGACAUUCUUCUUAAACGUAGUAAAUGCUGUGGAAAAGGAGAAUGGCUGCAUUGUGGCUGCGUCAGACAAGAGGAAGAUGGGAAUGUCAGCUGGAUACUGACCAUGUGGAAAAAUCACCUUCCUACUAAAAUAUACCUUUAAAAACUGAACUGACUGAACCUGUUGCCUUAAGGAAAAUGACUGUGCCACAAUUCUGACAAUAAGAUGUGAGUGGCCUGGUAUUCAGGUUCUUUCUUGAUGGAACUAACGAACAACAAGGGAACUGCACCCAGACUAAACAAUAGUUUUGGUUUAUCACAGUGUGGGGUAUUACUUUGAAAGUUUUGGCCAUCAUUUUUUCUAUUAGUUUUAUAACAUUGUACUUAAACAAGAAAUUGCUGGGAUCUGCAAACACAGCAACUAAAAAGAGGUCAGACAGCAGUUUGUGAAAUAGUCACAAACUGCUUGCAGGAAUACUUUCUAUUGAAAUACAUUAGUUUGAAAGUCAUGCUGAGUAACACACUUUUUUUUUGAAAAUUCAUGUCCAUGGACACAAAUCAAUAGAUUAAAUUUUAUGAGUAUUGCAAAAACUGCCUUCAGGGUUGGGCUAGAUGAUCAAACAGGUUGUAAACAAGCCAACAGUUUCAGCUAACUCAGUUUAUUUGAAGAUAAAAACCAAACGUGAGCUGACUCAAGGCACAAGAAAACUAUACAUGCAGAACAAUGUUAGUACAACAGUUUGGGUAACAUUUUUAAUGUACACCUUUGGGGGGCAGGGGAUUUCCAAAUACAAUUGAAAAAAAUUGGGGUUUUGUUUGAAACCUGUUUCUUUCUUGUCCUGUCAGACUUUUUUUGUAUGAUUAUUUUGCUGCUUUCUCAGAUCCCUGAAAUUAAGUUUGUGAAAUUAUAAUGCACAUUUUCAACCUAGCCAGUCAUCACAUACUAUGAUGUAAUUCCACUUGAAUGAUGCAGACUAUAGUACUUUACUUUUACUGUUGAGAUCUAUUUUUGUGUACUGUAGGAUUACACACUCCUUGACUUUUUAUUUUCUCACUGAAGUAACGACUGUUUGCUGUUGAUGAGCCAUGUUUAAAGUGACCCUGACUGACGUGAGUUGAAGGCUGAUUUAGUCUCCCGAAAACAGGGAUCUUUUACUGUGACCUUACAGCUUUCUUACUGUGUGUGAAACCAUCUCUGAGCAUAUUGUUACUUACACGUAGAGUCACAAUGAACACAUUAUCUCAAAAAGCGUACGUGUAUUUUUACACCAACAAAAUGUUGUUUUGUAUUUACUGUCUUAAUAUGUCAGAAUGUUUUGUAAAAUAAUUAUACUUUUUUACAACUAACUGUGAAUAUCUGUGUCAUUGAAAUAAAACAUAAA
Molecule: messenger RNA, 3138 nt
Organism: Scomber japonicus (chub mackerel)
Lineage: Eukaryota; Metazoa; Chordata; Actinopteri; Scombriformes; Scombridae
Gene: ggt5b
Product: gamma-glutamyltransferase 5b
Exons: 11
Coding region: 85-1878 (597 amino acids)
Biological process (GO): leukotriene D4 biosynthetic process; inflammatory response; glutathione catabolic process
Cellular component (GO): plasma membrane
Molecular function (GO): glutathione gamma-glutamate hydrolase; leukotriene-C(4) hydrolase activity
Source: RefSeq, a predicted model, not a curated record